Messenger RNA from Porites lobata, 23887 nucleotides. NCBI's taxonomy places the organism in Eukaryota, Metazoa, Cnidaria, Anthozoa, Scleractinia, Poritidae. The record is from the annotation of a GenBank genome assembly.
AUGAGUUCCAUGAAGAAAGGAGAGAGUGCCUCAACGGCUUCAGGCGUUGACGAGCGAACGGAGACUUAUAAAAGCGCUACAACUGAAGCAACAAGUACAACAAGGUUUGGAGAUGAUGUCUACUCUUACACUCGGGUGUCGAAAAUCUCCAAAGGAUUCUUCGACAACGACGAUCUUGCGUUGCGACAUUAUGACGAAGCAAAGGACACGUUCACCGCGCUCGAGGCAGCUUACAAGAGACUCCUUUUGCAAGUGGAGGCUUCGAAACAAGAGCGGCGAUACGAGGUAAAUUUUAUUUAUGAUUACUCAAAACAUCUAGAAGAUGCCCUUUAGGGGCAGAUUGUGCUUGUUUACAAAUUUAGACGCAACGGUGAUUUUCAUCCUCUUAAAAGUUCCUCAGUCUUUACUUUCAUGUUACAAUAAUUCUCUUCUGCUAUUUUACAGUACUUUUGCCAAAUACAUGAUUGAUAUUAUUAAAUCUUUGUUAGUUUUUUAAAACUCCGAUCACGCAAGGCAACUAUGUUACUGGUGCAGAAAAUUCCCUACCUCGGACCCGAGAAGUAUGAUUACUUUUUAAACUGGCUCAAAUCCAGAAUAUGAAUAUCCGGAAGUAGUUAGUUUUUUUCUCCAAGCUGCUCAGUUUAUUUCCUUCGAGAAACAUAUGUUCCCAUGUGGCAAUUAAAUCUAUGAUUAAACAACAAUUAGUUAAAGAAAUUAAAUUUUUACUGGUGUCGAAAAUACAGAAUGUUAGUCGAAAUAUCUUGAACUUACAGCCCUUGAACUUCUCUACACGACCGCAAGUUAAACGGAACGGUCACACUAUCUCAGUGCUGGGUUGUUUUCACAUGUUAUUUUAAUAGUUUCCAAUGCUGCGUACAACACAGAGUAUACUUUAAAAAAAAACUUUUAAUGCUCUUGAUAAAACACUGAGCGCCCUGCAAUCUAGAUACUUACGAUGAAACUACUCCUCGUGACCAACCAGUAUACCGUAUACAGACCAUUUGGUCAUUACGACCAGGAUUUUACGACCAAACGCUGGUCGUUUCAACCCUUUUACUUCCAGAAAAAGAGGCCAAAGUCUAAAUUAGACACAUAAAAUUUUAAAUUUCAUUUUGUAAAUAAUGAAAAACAAAAAGUACCAUGUGAAAGUACGACAAAAGAGGUUUCAUUUGAGUGGUGGCACCACAGGAUUUCAUCCACAGGCUCAAAAGUUAGAACUACAUACUAAAUAAAUAGUACCAUGUGCCAGUACCGCAAAAAAGGUCUCAUUUGAAUUGUCACACCAGAAUUUUGUUCACAGACUCAAAAGUUUGAACCAUCUUACGAGACUGCCUAACUCACUGUAGCAGGGGUCAAUUAAAACAGGAUUCCACUGUUGUGGGUGACAUUUAAAAGAUAACGUUAAAUUUUUCUGGGUAGUGUGUUUUUAAGCCUUGUCUCCAUCAUCUUGUUGCUUAAGUUGACCAAAAUAACGCCAAAAACUAAAAACCAAAUUACCAACGUGUCAUUCUGCAAUUCAAUUGUCUACGUUUUCUCGUGUGAAAGUUCGUGAUGAGGGGAUUAAUGUUGCAAUUAUCCUUAUAUUAAUAGCCUCCUUUAACUGAGAUAUUAAAAACUAGCCUCUAAUUAUUGUCUCAGGGGAUUUUAAUUGUUUCUUGAAUAAUAAUUCUCAUAGGAACAAGCUUCAUGAUGCAUGCAGGAAUUAUUUUAAAAGUCUAAUGCAUCUUUUUUCCAAGAUUUUCUUUUACUUUCUCGUUUGCGUGGUACUUAUCUCAUAGAAAUUUAGUGAUAACGCCAAUAUGAAGUGACUUAACACAAUUAGAUGUUAAUUGAAUUAGAUAAACUAAUGCGCCCUAUUUAGAUGUAGUAUUGGUCUCUCCGAGUGAAAAUCUCUGACGUUUUCUAUUACGAGCAAAAAUGAAAGAACAGAUACUUUGAUCGCAACAAAGACCAUUAUAGAGGAUCUUUGGAGCAAUCUCUUUCAUCAAAGAGCUAUUCAAAUGGACGCUAAUAUCAGUUUGAGCAGUGCUUUUUCGCUUUUUUCUCCGCAAUUAAGGCGGAGAGAAGUACAUGUUAAAUUAAACUGACUUCUGGAAAGUAAAUGAAAAAGUCCCAUUUUUGGAUGAAACUCUAGCGUGUAACUACUCUCGUUACAAUUGUUUGACUUGUACUUCUUGUAGUAGCUUGUAUAACUUUUGAGUCGGCGUGACCACCAUUCAAAUCAUGAAAGCUGCUGAGCUGUACUUUGCUGGUCUUCAGUUUAUCUGAUUUUAAACUGCUAUUUUGCGGUGUAACCACUCAUGGACAAAUGAACGUCACUGUCCAGUACUCUCCUAAAAUACCGUCAAUUAGGCUGUUAAGGGUGGUAUGAACAGUGGAGUUUACGAAAGAAAUUCUAUGGUGUGACCACUCAAAGGAAAGUUACUGAGCACUGCUCUACUUUGGUACUGUUCAUAAUAUGUUUUCUAACUUUUAAGCCUAUAGAUAUAAUCUUCGAAGUAACAUCGCGUCAUUCUCCUGAAAAAAUCUUCUAAGCAUUACUUUUUUCCUGUGCCGUGUGGUAUUGUUUGUCAUAUUUCACAAGGUGGUUACAGCUUUUGAGUCUGUGUAUGAAAUCAUAAAGUGUAAGCUAAACCAAUGAGCGUUACUUUGCUUCGUCGGCUGUACAAUAUUACUAAGGCUUAAUAGAGGGAUUAAAACGUGGAUUAAUAGUACGCCUUUACAUCAUGCUUUCAUAUUUUCAUGGCAUGCUCCUAGCAAAAUCAGCAACAAUUGUACUAAAAAAAAAGCAGCUUUGAGAGCGCCGUUGGAUGAGUUUACUUUCGUCAUUUGCAAAACAAAAAUUGAAAAGAUAAUUUUUUUCCUGUCGUCUGGUGAUGGCAGAUACGUGGUGACCUUUGAAUAGAAGUAUACUAUUUCGAACGCCCGUUUGAUGGAACAGUUUCCGGACCAAAUAGAUCAAGUUUUCCAUUUGCAAUAAGCCCUGGCGAUUUAGGCCGGGGAUUUAGGCCCCGAUUUAGGCUAGGAAAUCACUCGAAUGUAGGUGUCACUUAUUCAACUCCAUUGGACCACUUCGUCGUUUAUCAUUUUAUAGUUUGUUGAUACAGUAAUGAAAGAACAAUCUAGUUCGUUGCCGUUACACAGAAAGACUUUGUCUUUGAAAUAAAGGGAAUAAGAGCUAUGCUCUUUAUAGAGUUGUGUAUAUGCUGAGAACAUCUCAGGCUUACUGACAAAAACAAAAUUACUGUGAGUUUCGUUUUUUAUCCAGAUGACUUUGUUGAUGAAGGCUUUUUGUCUAGCGUCCUGCAGCGUGACCGUUCAAAUAGAACAAUACGUCUCUGUGGUGCUUUUUUUUCUUUUGAAACGACUUGAACAGUAUUUGUGCAAUGCUGCAUUCGACAUGCAUAUUACUGUCUGCUGUACAAGGUGGUUCUACCAUUUAAAUGUAAUGGAUCAGAGCCUUACGCCUGACCUGUCAAAUGAAUGCUUCUGAGGCAGUAUUUUCUAAUGGUACUGUUUAUUAUGCUGUAAAGUGUGGCUCUAACGUUUGAGCAGUGAAUGGAAUCCUAACGCGCCGAACGUUCAAAUAAAACGAGACUGAGUAGUACUUUCCUGUGGUGCUGUUUAUUUCAAACAGGCUCUAAGUUUUGACACUGUUCACGAAAUUCGAAAAUAUGACAUUUUCAAAGUAAACAAUACUCCCCUGUCACGGAGUCCCACAACCUGUUUCUGUAACGUUUGUGAUGUAAUUUUUAACAUAUGAGAUUUGUCAUAAGCUUCAGAACAGUGAUCGCGAAAAAUGCCUAUAGAACAAUGCAAAACAAACGGUAUCGUACCUGUGGUUCAUUCAGUCCGGCUCAGAUUAGAUCAAUUUGAGUGAUUUUGAAGGAUUAAGCAAAGUUCUCUGACAGUGUCUAUUUUGUCUAUUGUUAGACGUGCAGUCAUCUGUAGGAACCGUUAUUUUUCUGAAAGAUGAUAUUUACUGUAAUGAACGCAUCUUACAUCUUCAAAAUUCCAGCUUUCAGUGUAAGAUAAUAUGUUGUAGAUGCGUAGCUUGCGAGUUUCAGUUUGGUCCGUUUGAUACUUUGUGUUUCCAGUCUGGGCUUUCUACGUACGGACAGUUUUCUUGACCCUGGGAUACCACCUUCAUACAAUUCCCACCUCUAUAAUACAGAAACCUCUGUGAUGGUAAUGCGGUCACUUGGCUUUGAACGACUAUCUGACCUUUCUAAUAUGGAUGUUCAUCAGGCCUUAAUUUCGAUUACACUGCUUACUUCUUGACUUUGUUCCUUUAGUGACCGUAUUAAGGUUGUAUGACUGUAAUACAGACACGUAAUGCAGACACUUGACUCUUUCCCUUUGGUGUCCGUAUUAAGGUAGUUUGUCUGUAAUGCAGACACUUGAAUCUUCCUUUAGUGUCAUUCUUAAGGAGGUAUGACUGUAAUAUAAUGUAAUGAUUACAAUACCAUCAACUCAGUGGAAUGAUCAGUGAUUAAAAUAUCAUCAUCCAUUUCCAAUUAAACGUCAUUCCCGCAAAGGUAUUCCAGUCUGUAAUCUUCAGUGUUAAACCAGUCAACCCGUCGAAUCGCUCUUUAAUAUUAAUAAUUCUAGUAUCAUAGAUAUUUGCAUUUUAUUAAGAUUCUAGGAAAUGACAGGUUUUUGCGUUCAACGCUGAUUAUUCAUUGCGUUAGUUUAAUGCAGUUUGUUGGAUUUUUUUUUUUUAAAUUUGAGUUUGUUUUUUCUUCCUUUUUGUCAAGCCAUCCUGAAAUGCUUUAUAGAUCUCAAGUCUAGUGUUUAGUUUACGCUAGGCUCAGAAGACGAAACCAUGAUUUGUGACACUUGAAACUUUUUUCAUCUCCCACUUAUUCCACCACAUUCUUUCGAGCACAAUGACAGGAAAACGCUGAAGACAAUUUUUUUAUUAUCCGUGGGUGUCGAGCACGAAAAAACAAUGUAAUCAACCAAUUCAAUCAUAAAAGUUCCUAGAAAUCGGUUUGUUCUUAACUUUCUACUGUAUACCCUCGGGCUCGUUUCAGUUUCCAGGCGGAUGAAAUUUUGGAUGUACCAAAAUGUUGUUGACGGACCAAGCACAAAUUUGAGUUUCCUGUUUUUCUUAAUCAUGUCUGAAAAAGACAGCAUAUUGAAAUAGUUUGCGCGCCAUUCGACAAGAAAAGUGACCGGCAGCCUUAAGUAUGUACAGGUAUAACCUUUGUACCCUUGAGCAUGGCACAUAUUUUUGUCGAGGAUAGUAAUAAAAUUUCAUGGCGCUGUGUUUAAUGUUAUUGGCAGCCCUUUUCGCUGGAAACUUUGCCUGUAAAGUGUGUUUUUGAUGUAAAUAGUUGUCGAAGGGAGAGACCUUGAAAAAGGAAAAUGGUCCUUGAAAAAGACCUUGAUUUCCUGUUUGAUCCGCCCGUUAUUCGUGUUAUCUUAUUUGCCUAUAGGUGAAAACAUGGGUAAGGAUGUUUGAAAUAGUUUGGUCCCGGGUCAAUCGAUGUACAGUCAAACCUGUGUUAAAGGGGCUGUGUCACGGCAGUCCAGUUCAUUUUGUUUUAUUUUGCCAAUUACUCGCCCUCAAUCGCUAUGGAACUUAAAGUAGGCAAAGAAAUUACAUGUAAAUGACAGAAUCACAGAUUAGAGACAACAGAUAUGUCCCCUAAGCAUUAUUUUUGAAGCUGCAAACAGCAGAGAAAAACUUUGAAAAACUGUUAGGCUGAACAGUUUUCAAAAACCCUAAUUUCAAUCCGUUUCAAUCUUCUUCAGUUUUGCCCAUCCGUGGCAUCUGUUGUAUCUGUUGUGUUAUUUUAACCUUCCUUUAAUGUUUUACGCGGUCAUUUUUAUGUUUCUUUUAAUUUAACGGGCAUUUUGCAAUGACCUGAUUUGGCUGAAUUUUGAACCUGUAUUAGUUACUUGUCUUUUCCUUUCUUUUGGCACAAGAAGAGGUAGAAACACUUUGAGAACAAUUUUUCGUGCGAUGGAUAUUUCACUCUGUCACCCUCUUUAUUUUCUUGAUAAACUCUUAGGUUUUUUUUUAUCGAAGCUGUAUUAAAAGGUCAACCUGUAUUAAGCGGUCAGUUGGCAAUUCCCCAACGGUGACCACGUAAUACAGAUCUGACUGUAUUCAACAUAUUUAACAUAUGCCAAAUUAAUUAAGUUUGGUUCGUGUGUAGCACUAGUGCGCCGUUUUACCCAGUUAAGUUUGGGUUCAGCUAAGCCAUCCUUCACUUCUACUAUACUCUAGUUGCGAAGAGCGUCUUUUUAGUGAGCCUUUGUCGAAUCCGUGUUUCAGCGUAUUCAGUGCUUAUAACUUGAACGUCAACUGACAAAAAAAAAUGACAACCUGUUGUUUCAAAUACUUAACUUUUGCACGCGGCGAGCAACUGUAUUACGCCCUUGCAUAACAAAAAUCAAAACGACACGCAAAAGUAGAUUACUUGAGGUAACGCUGAGAAGGCCUUUAAAAAUAUAGUAUCUCACGUAACCAACCUCUCUUUUCUUCUCCCUUCCCCUCCCCGCUAGAAAGGCCUGAUUUUCAAGCACACCAUAAAGUCAGAUGCAGUUUGUAACAACGUGGUUGGUUUAGGCAAGUUUAGAGAACAAACUUAGAACAGGAAGGGUCAUGAGAAACAAAGUAUCAAAUCUCUUCACGAGAAGUAGAUAACUGGGGAUUAAUUAACGCCCGUUAUAAACGUCGGCCAACUUUACACGUGCCGAAAUUAAUGGAAAUGGACCAGAACAAUAGAUUUUCCACAUUAGCGUUAAAUUCGAGACAUGUUAAGGUCGACCUUUAAAACGGGCGUAGCAGAUGAGACUCUCAAAUAACCAAAUCUGAAACCCCAAGUCUUUUUUCGAACAGCAAAGAGUAAAAAAGACGAAGCACAGGUACCCCAAGCUCACAAUUGGGUUACGUAACAGAAAUAUUAUAAGAGUUUGUAUGGAAAAUUUGUCGAUCGUUAUUUAGCGUACUAAAAUAGAAAUAAAAAUACAUCAAAACGUCCUACCUUGUCUGCUUGUCUUGUUUGUGGUAUGUUCUUAGCAUUUCUGGCCGUUUCAGCGCGAUUUUAGCGAGUUGAGUUCUGUUACGGUAGAACUAAAACUCGCUAAAAUCGCGCUGGAACGGCCAGAAAUGCUAAGAACGUACCACAAACAAGACAAGCAGACAAGAUUUUUGUUACGCAACUCACUCGUGAGCUUGGGGUACCUGUGGAGGAAGGAAGAUGAAUAUUUGAACUUUGCCCAGAUUCAUGAAAGAGAGUUACUUAAAUUUGCAACCAAGUUUUUUUCUCAUCGUGGCCAGUUUUAAAAUGUACAUUCUAUUUACCCAGAUGUAAAUAAGGUUGAUUCAAAUUUGAUAUUUUGGCAUACUUUUGGUUCCCGUUAUACCUAUUGUCUGUGGCCAAGUAACAUGUCAGUUAACUGUCUAGGAUUGCCUAGCCGCUUACUCGGUUAUUUUUGGCUGAUUAGUCGAUAUCAAUGUCGAUUGGAAACGUAGUGUCUAAGUACUAAGUUGGGCGUUUUCCUUCUAUUGUUAGGUUUUUCCCUUAACAUUUUUAACUACUUUAAUAUCAAUCGUAGUCUUAGCAGACUUUAGCAAACAGCGCAGAGGAUUUUUGUUUGACCUUGAGUCCAGUUUGAAAAUUUAGUUGCACGAAUGCCACGAAUCGCCCUUGUUUACCACAGAAUGUGAACGUGACCAAUCGAAGCGUCAUACGAUCGUGUUGCAACUUUGUUGAAAUAUUAUCCAAGGUUUGUAGGAGUAAUUAUUUGUCCCUUUUCGCGGUUUACCAGGCGGUUUUUCUUUGGGUGGGCUUGCGGGGCUUGGCGACUCCCAUGUGAAUACCACGGGGAUGCUCGACGGAUAAUCAGGUCAGAUCAGAUCUCAGAUCAAAUAUCCGGUCUGAUAUAACAGCUUAUAACGACCCCACAAGCUAAAUGAUUGUGUCAUGGUUACAUAACAUAUGUUAAAACACAGGUACCCCAAGCUCAAGAGAGAGAAUCGUUGAAUCGCUGUUGCGUAACAGACAUUUUACAAGAGUUUAUAUGGAGAUUUAAGCGAUCGUUAUUUAGGGGUCAAAAUAGUAAUAAAAAUUAAUCAGAAUUUCUUACCUGGUCUCUUUGUCUAAAUUUAUGGUGUUUUCUUAGCACUUUUGGCUGUUUCAGGGUGAUUCCAGCGAGUUUUAGUUCUACCGUUGUUCGUUGAAUAAACAAUCGCCCUGAAACGGCCAAAAGUGCUAACUGAAACAGCAUAAACUUAGACAAGGAGACCAGGUAAGAAAUUCUGAUUUUAAUUUUUUAUCACUAUUUUGACCCCUAAAUAACGAUCGCUUAAAUCUCCAUACAAACUCUUAUAAUAUUUCUGUUACACAACAGCGAUUCAACGAUUCUCAGUCGUGAGCUUGGGGUUCCUGUGGUUAAAAGAAGCAAUAGUGCCAUUUAUAGGGAGCUACGUUGACGCAACGAGAACGGCAAAAAAGCAAUAGGUUUAGAUUGGCGUAACAACAACUUUGCACGUGCAUCACGCUUUUUUGUACAUUUCUUUGCCCUCACUGCACGACUACGACGAGACACUGCCUAAUUUCACCUUUUGUGGGGAACAGUGAACGCACGACAACGACCCUCUUUUUUCUUUUCCUGAACGUUGAUACGAACUUCAGAAAAAUUCGCCAUCACUUGACGAAUUGAACGAGAGGGAAUAAGCGCCAUUAGGGAGCUUAAGCAGCGACGUUUUUGAGCGACGCACGUCAACCGGAAGUGAGUCAUUUUCCCUCUUAAUAUGCCUUGAUGAUAAAAAUUUGUAUUCGCCAUCACGUUAUAGACGAAAAUUUGAAACGAUUAAGCGCGAUUAAGGUUGAAGUAGCGCGAACACAAUUUUUACUGACGUUUUCGUAUUCGUCGCCGUCGUUGUUGCUAAAGCUCCCUUGUAUGAAGAUAAGGAAGACGUGUCUCUCUUUUCGCACUUGUACGCACCAGCAUUAAGACGACUCUUGGUUAUUGAUUAAAUGUAACGUUUUGUGUGCCGCUUAAACGCAAAGAUGGUGUACCGUAACUUCUCUUAAGAUUUCUUGGGAGGGUGGUAUGGAGAGGAAAGGGACACUACUUUUCUCCCCCCACCUCCGAUCGUGCUUCCUGACGUUUUCUGCACCAUAUCCCCCCAACAGAGAGCCUAAUUGUUUAUCAGUUUGUCCUUACAAAAUCCUAGACAUGAAGAUUUCAAUAUGAUGUUUUAGAUAAUUCCCUGUCUUUGCACUGCACAUCACCUAUUGCGCACACUGUUGCGUCUUCAGAGGUGGCGGUGAUUUUCACCGGUCGCCUAAAACGAGGUGAUUAAGGCCCCUUUUGUAUUCUUAAUGCUUUCUUAGCGAUUUUGAUAAUUCUACCUGGUUAAAAAGGUGUUCGUCUUGAAACUCGCCCCAAUCCCCUCGCGCAAAAUGAUCAUUUGAAGGCGAAAUUGUCCCUUUUGUUGACGUUUCGCGAGGGAACGAGAACGGUGAUCUCCCUAUUUUAUUUGAUUUUUUACUCGCCAUGGCUGCACAAAAAUAUAUAUAAAGAGGAAAAAAAUCUGGAUAGUAGAAGUUCUAUUUUUGUUAGAUAUAAAUGACUUGAAUUUCCGCAUUUAGAGCGGCCACAGAGAAGUAAGGCGUAAUGUGAAAACUGUCCUUUUCACUACCUUUUUACAUCUGGUAGUUGCGACGGGGAUAUAAAAACGAGGUCGCUUAUUGUCCCUUAGCGUGAGUAAUCGUACAAAAUGGCUUCAGAAGUACGUUUCUGUGCACGAAUGUCCCAAUAGGUAUUUCAUGGUAAAAAAUGACUCGGUAUAUACAUCUUUCGCGAAUUCUACAUAAAUAAUGUAUUACUAGUUAAGGGACUGUUUCACGGCUGGUUAAUUCCUUUUGCUAAUAUAAUGCCAAUAGGGCGUGGUUAUUAGCUAUGGAACUUGAAAAAUUACUCGUGAAUACCAAAAGCACAGGUUCCUGCCACACAAAUGUGGCUCCAUAGCAUUAAAGCAAACGGUACAAGGAACAAAGACAAAUUUUAAAAAACUGUUAGGCUAACAAGUUUUCAAAAACCACAGUUGCAGUCCGUUUCAGUCUUUUUCCAGUUUACCCAUCCCUCCCCUCCUUGUGUAUUUUCUGUCUUAUAUAUUCCUUUUUGUAACGGUUUGAGAAGUUAGUUUUGCGUUUCACUUAGUUUGGUGGCAAUUCCGACUGUUUGAAUUUUGAAAAAUUUCGUUUCACAGCUCCUUUAAUUCCCCGACUUAGACACCGUGACGCAAACUUUUGGCCCCGUGGUUGCAAUUUAAAGCGUCGUUGACUCCAGCUGUUUCUGGUUUUAAAUGCCUUCCGAUCCUGACGGCAGGGGGGCAGAAUAUUCCUGCUUAUCGCAAACGCCCAGUAUAUUCCAGUUGAAAUAACUUUCAAAAGUUAAGAAAAGUUGCGUGAUGGAUUAGUUUUGUGCAGAACAAUGUUGCACGGUCAACGUUCUUCGUGCUCAACAAAAACUACACCAGUUUUUCUGUUUUCUGGUCACAAUUUAUUAACCAGAGCUGCUUCGUUCUCGUGGGAAGAUUUGAGACAUAGCGUUCGGCUUGUUCACGCCUCAUGAUAGCUAACCAAUAGAGCGUUGCCAUAAACAACUAUGUUGUGUUUAAAGGGAGGGUUUUCACAGGUUAAAGGAUUAACAGUAAUUAGUGUUUAAAUAAUUUAGAUUCUACUAGGCAAAUAUAUUUUCACGUACAUGUAGAAUUUGAUUACAAGACGUUUCUGGCUACAUAGGUAAUUACAGAUCUUAUUUUAGUUCGUGACGAGGGGCGUGGAUGGGCUUUAACCGUAACGGCAUGAAUGAUCACAGAAAUCAAUCGUGUCUGAAAUUAAUUCGCACAUAUGACCAGAUCAUGAUAUGGUUAAAUAACACGAAUGACUUCCAUUUCGUUGACUUUUCCAAGUCUUGUGUAGAAACUGUCGAAAUUCGUAGUUUUGUUGAAAGACCUCGAAGUUCUUUUAUGCCUCAUUAACCCUUUCAGCCCCAAUAUCCACAUACAAAUUCUCCAAACUGAUCUCCAUGCAUUUCCAUAAAGAAUAAGUUGAGAGAAUUUGAUAAAAGAUCAAAGCAUUUUCCCUUAUGUGAUUAUUUUGAUAAUUCUCACAACAUUUUCUCCUGAUUGUGUAUUGAUAUUGUUAGGAGAAAAUAGAUGAUGGUCACUCUUGGGGCUUAAAGGGUUAAACUUAAGGACAUCCAAACACAUAACGUACAAUAGCAUUUUCCGUCCAUCAAAUCAUUUGCAUUCUGGAACGUGCAUUGAAGUUACUAGAACAGAGUAGCUCUCUUUGUUAAAAUGCGGAAAUGGGAGCGUACUCAAACACCCCAUACUCGCUGUUUUCUGUGUCUUGUGUGGCGGACCCUCCGGCGCCCUUAUCAGCUGAGUCAUAACGUGAUAUGCAAUACGUUAAGAACCAGAGAAACUCAUAGACCAUCAAAAGUUCCUCUAUAUUUUGUGCUGAAAAUCACCGGGGCGUCACAUUUCAUCUUUGCAAUGCCUUCAAUUCUGCUAAAAAUAGUUGGACAUCGGACAAUGUCCAACUAAAAUUGGCCGACUGUGCUUUCUUUGCUGGAGAAACAUGGAUUAGCACAGUCGGGUAGUACGCGGCCUUCUGUGUGAACUCCAGUAUCUGUAUUUUUAUAUUUUCGAUGAUUUCGUCUCCGUUACUUCUUUACUUUGUGAGGGGCCAAUUACAACCGGGAUUUAGUUGUAGCUGCUUUCUUGUCUAUUAUUUAAUGUCUCUUUUUUUGACAUAUUUUCCUAGUUAAUUGAUUUUAAUGGCGAAACUUAGUAAGUGAAGUAAAAUUAUGUGUAAUGUGUUAACUGAAUAGAAACUGGCGUUUAUUUCAAAGCGGUAAAACCUGCGCACGGUUUCAUAGGUUUUUCGCAGCCGUACAUCACUCCAAAAGUUCAUUAAAUCAUAAAGUUAUUAAAUAUAAGUUUGAACAAAAUUUUAUAUUUGCGGCGUUUUCUCUGGCGUUUAAUCGAAAAUAUGCGCUUUUAACCUUAUGCGGGAGAGCUGUGGGUGAUGUUGUUCUUGGAACUUCUUCAGAGGAGGGACGCCUACCGUCCCACAAAGCAUUGCAAUACCAAGUAUCUGAAUUCAUGCCAGCUCUCGUGAGCCUUCGAGCUCGAAUAGCCUCUAAGAUGGCGGUUUAAGCGAAUCCAAACGCGAUGGCUGAUAUUGUUAAAGAGUGGUCGCUUUUCAUGUUUUAUUCACUAAGUUUCAAACGAAGAUAUAAUUUUGAUACCUCAAACUUUUCCUGACCUUGUUCAUAUCACUGCCUCCAUUUUCCGCCGCAGUUUUCAAAUGAGAUUCCACUGUCCAAAACAGAGGCAAACACUCUGUCCUUAGCCACUGCCAGUAAUACUCUCACCGUUGUCAAAAAAUAUAAUGUAUGUUUAACCCAAAACACGGCACGUUCACACUCAUUUUGCACUUUGUAAGCUUGACAAGUUCAUUUUAAUAUUUCAGUGGGGUUGGUCAGUUCUAAGGCACACUAAACAGUGACUGAUCCUCGCUAGUUUGUUGCUGUUGUUUAUUUCUUUUGAUAAGUGUUUUUGCUACCAAUUUAUGGCAACUGUGUUUAAUAACAUAAUUAAAGAACGUAGAGGGGAAAGGAAAGAAUCUCCUUAAAUCGGUAAAAUGAUCACAUGGACAGCAAGUGCGAAACGUAAGGGGGAGUAACCUUUCAAGCAAGUAAAACUGCUGCUAUUUUUCUAGGAUGUUUUGACAAAAAUAUAGAACCCCGUAUGUCUUGGCCAUGAGGAUUGUUACACAGCGCUGUUUUUAGUGUAAAGCUAUUCUCUUCCUGAUGCUGGUGUACUCUUUAAUUUUGUUGUUUACAGGCAGAGAGGUGGAAAUCCAGGGUAGAUAAUUUGACUCGACAAAAUCAGCAACUUCAGGAACAGCUGUCUGAUUUGAAAUCCAAGUUCAACAAACAGCAGGAGGAACUGUCGUCCACCCAGCGCCGACUUCGUGAACGGGAAUGGGAACUGGAGUCUAUUCGCCGAGAGCUCAGCAGCAAGACUAACUCCGUGGACAAGAUAAGAACUGAGAAGAUGGUCCUCGAGAAGGAGCUUAUCAUGUUGCGGGAGCAGAUGACCAGUCAGGUUUCCCAGGUGCAAGUUCUAGAGUCUUCACCCGACGACAUGGAAGCGUCAUUCCUACGUGAGACUGUCUCUCAGCUGGAAAUAGAAUGCAAAAACGCGGUGGAUGAACGAGAUAUGCUUCAGGGCGAACUCGCCACGUUACAAGCUAAGCUUGCUCGACUCCAGGACGACUGUGAUAGGUACCGAAGGCAAUCUGAGAUGGCGGGAAAAACAGGAAACUUGACCGUAAGCAGGUAUGAGGUGCAGGUGCAGAAUGCUGUAAAGCAGAGAGAUUCUUUCAAACAUCAGCUGGACGACCUCCGCGAGGAGCUCAAGAAGGCUAAAGACACCAUUUCCCGACUGCAUCGCGAGGUUUUGCAGAAUCAGAAUGAUGCAAACAAGUACAAGGAGGAGUCCAUCUUAAAAACGCACAGAAUAGAAAAUCUUCAAACCCAAAACUCCACGCUGGAAGACAGUUUAGAAACUGCUAAAUCUGAGUUGAAUAAGUCUCAAACAACGGUGGAUGUACAAUACCGGGAAUUGCUGAAGCUGAAAGAGAUGAUCACACUGCACGAGAAAACCAUUCAAGAGUAUGAAGUCACUGUGAAGACCGUUUAUGAUGAGAAGGAGACCACUGAAAAGGAACUAGUCUUAGUGAAGGGAAAGUACUCGAACCUCCAGGCGUCGCAAGGCAAACUUCAAGAACGCGUGAAGGAGUGGGAGUCAGUCGAGGUGAAGCUGCAAAAGAGGGUUAGUGAGUUGGAGACAGAGCUGGAAGUUCAAAAGGAAAGAAGCUCUGACCAAGUUGAUGGGCAGCUAAUGAGUAGAAUGGAAGAUCUCCAGUCCAGACUUGACGAGUCGGCCAUGUCAGUGACAGAUCUCCAAGGACGAUAUAACAUUGUAAUAAGAGAAAGAGACGAGCUUCGGAAGGUUAUCGAAAAUCUCAAUUCAAAGAUCCUGAGCACUUCUGAUUCCCUGCGGGUUGCACAAGAGGAGAAGGGAGAACUGGAACGCACCGUCACCACAGAGCGUAAUAAAGCAUCAAAACUAGAGGUUCAGCUGGAAAGCGUCACCAAAGCGAGAGACAGGUACAAAUCGGAGCUUGACUCGGAGAAGAACAAGUGCACCCAGCUAAAGAAAGAAUUAAUGGUGGUACAGCAAGAGUUGUCUGAAAGCAGAAGGGUAAUAGAACGACUCAACGGAGAUCUAGAGAAAAAAGACAAGAUGAUUAUAGAAUUUAAGUCCAAAGUGUCAUCUCUCGAGGCAAAGGUCGAUGGCUACCUUGAGGAAGAACAAAAACUAGAGCGAAGGAUCCAAAUGCUGGAGAAUGAAGCCGAGGAACUUCGUUCUGAACAGAUGGAGCUCCAGAGGAGAUUGGGUGACUCAGAGACUAACUACAAGGUCGCAGUGGAUGAGAGAGAGAGGAUAAACGAAGAUCUUCAGACUGUGUAUAAAGAUAUGUCAAAUUUACAAUCCAAUUUCAACAUUGUGGAGCAGCAGCGAAACGACUUGGAACAGCAGCUUUCAAUGUUGAAGAACAAGAUUGCAAAACUUGAGGACGAACUAAGCAAUGUGACGAGGCAGAAUUCUGUUUUAGACGUAGAAGUGCAAGAGCUUCGAUCAACUAAGGAUAAGAAUGCAGAAGAUAUUCAAUCACUUAAAGGCAGAUUAACUGAUCUAAACAAACUGGCUGAAGCUUACAAAAAAGAGAUAGCUGAGAGGGACGACGUAAUCGAGCGACUUAGAGGUGAACUAGCCGCGUUAACUUCUGACAAGGAAACCAGUCUUGCUGAAAUAAGCCGCUUAAAAACGGAACUAGGCGUCCUUGAAGAAGAAAAUAAAAGGCUUAAGAAAGUACUAGAUGCAAGUAAUGAGGAGAUCGCGCGUCUCUCGUCGUUAUACAGUACUGCAACACAAAGCAAAGAACUUCUGCAAACCGAUUUUGAAGUUGUUCAAAUGAAGGUGUCCGAUCUCGAGUCAACAUACAUGGAUUUCGAAGAGCAAGGAAAAGGUGCUGGAGCUCUGUUGGAUGAGGAGCGUGCGAGAAAUGUGGACCUGGAAAAAAAGAUACGCGAGCUUACCGAGAAAGUGAAAGAGUUAGAAAACCAACUAGAUGGAAGACAAAGAGAACUUGACAAGCUGGAAAACGACAUGGACGUAGCCGAAGAAAAGAUGCUCACGCUAAACAUUGAGAUUGAACAAAUUAAUGAGGAGAAAUCUAAGGAGUAUCAGAAACUACUGGCGACUGAAAGCAAGUUAAGGGAAGUCGAGACAGACCUUGAUGCUGCCCGAGAUGACAAAGAUCAAGCUGAGAAAGAGCUUUAUGCUCUUCAAAAUAAGGCAUCAAAGCAAGAAACACAGCUCGAGACUUGUCGUAGACAGAUAACCCAAUUACGGGAUCAACUCGACGCUGCCAACAAGAAGAUUCUAGAGAGUAAAGAACGCUUCAUUCAAAUAGAGAACAAAUCGGCGCAACACGAGAAGUUUGGCGAGACGUUGAAUACCAUCAUAGGCAGAAAGGAUAAAACGAUCGACGAGUUGAAUAACAAGCUUAGACAGCUUCAAGAUGAGUUAGACAAAACAAAACGGCAAUUGAACAAAAACAAUGUGACCUGCGACGUGCUUACGGCCGAGAAGGAAGACCUGCAGAAGAGAAUUGCUGUCUUACAAGUGAGAAUUGAGGACAUGGAUCAAGAAAUAAGAAAUCUGAAGCAGAAUCGUCAAGAGCUACUGCGUGAUAUAAGUUCGAGAGAUCACAAAAUUACCAUCGCCGAGACUCAGCUUACAAGUGUUGCCAAGGAAAGAGAUCUCUACAAAACGGAAGGUCUUGCUUUCCGCGAGGACUGUCGCAAAGUGAAAGAAGAUCUUAUGAACACUAAGAACAGUUUAGUGGAGAAAGAUCGCACCAUAAACAACCAGGUUAAAGAGAUUCAAGACAAAAUUAAAUUGGCAGAUACUUUAAAUAACGCGAAGAAGAAUCUCGAAGAUGAGUUGACAAGGUUAAAGAAAGACCUCGAGAGCACACGUGUUUCCAGCCAAGAGCGGAUUAGAAAUUUGCAAGGUCAACUUCAGCAAGCAAACAUCAACAUAUCCAAGCUCGAGGUUACUGUGACAACGCUGGGCAGGCAAGGUGAAUUAAGUGAAAAAGACCGGAAGGAGUACGAUGACAAGAUUUUUGAAAUUGAAAAUUUGUACAAGUCUACUCAGGGCCGCGAAGCCGACUUAAGAAGUGAGGUUGAAGUCCGCACCACGAAAAUUGUGCAGAUGGAGACGGAUCUUAAGAAGUCACAAAAGCGAAUCUUUGAACUAGAAUCUGAGGGCACGCAGCUCCAGAGGAAAUUGCAAGAGCUGCAGAAAACGCGAGUGAGAAUCGAUAAAGAGAAAACCGACCUGAGGGAAGAACUCGUCAACGCAAACACCAGAAUCUCAGAGUUGGAGCUGAAAUCCGAAUACGAUGAUAAGGAGAUCGAUUCGCUGAAGAAGCAGCUUGGAGGAGCGCUACAACGGACUUCAGGUGUGAGUAGAGACGACUACCUAAAGCAAGAACAGCAGCUGGUCGAACUGAAGAUAAUCACAGAGACAACUCAAGACAGGUUAAACGAGAAAGACAAUCUUAUACGUCAGUUGGAAUCAGCGAGAACCUACCUCGAAGAUCAGGUUGAUUCUUUGAAGGAUGCCCUCAAAACCGCAGAGGAGGAUGUCGAGAGGCUGAAAGAUGAAGUCGGGAGCCUACAAGGGGAAAAUAUCGAGCUUAACAGAGUGCUCAAUGAACUUCAGGGUCAGCUAAGAAAAGUGGCGUUGGAGAAAGAUCGCCUCCAAAACGAGCUUGAUAACCAAGUAAAAAAGGUGUCUUCCAUAGGAGAGCAACUGGUGCAGCUUACUAGAACCGACGAAACUAACAGAAACAAGAUCGCUGAGCUUCGGUCGUCACUUGACCGGAGUCGCGAAGAAAGCAUGAUUCAGAAAAAGUCCAUCACUGACCUCCAAAGCAAGACUGAUUUCCUAGAAAAUGACUUGAAUGGUAAGAACAAAGUUAUUGAUGACUUGAGACAAAUUAAGAAGACCUUAGAAGAUGAGAUUGACGAGUUACAAAAAGAACUUCGUGAGUUAAAGAAUGAUCACGAUGUUAUGUUGCGUGACAAGGAAGAAGUUGAAAAGAGUUACAAGUUGAUUUCAGAAAAAACAACAUUGAUGGAAGACACUUAUGAAGGAAGCAAGGGAGACGUACGAAGACUUACAGAGCAAGUAGCUGUCCUGCAAGGAAAGCUUACUGACUCAGAGACCGAGAUCAGAGCCUACCAAGACAAGGAAAGGGACCUUCUCGAUAAAAUCAAGAGCUACCACACACAGGUGUCCAAACUGGAAUCAACGAAUGAAAUUCAGAAUGAAAGGAUCAUGGUCUUGGAACAAGAUGUGUCAGCGUUGAAGGACGAAAUCACUGCUCUCUUAGAUGACCGAGAUCGUGCAGUUAGGGAGCUACUCACUGUAACCAAGGUGAUGGAAGAAAAAACAACUCAGAUCACCCGCCUUCAGAAAGACCUUGAUGUUGCCAGCAAAGAGAAGGCGGCCAUGGAAGUGCAGCUACAGGAACAAGUUAACGUUGUGUCACAAAAUGAGACACAGCUCCUCAACGCAGAACGCCAACUUCAAGAGUGGUUGGUCCGUGGUGGUGAUGAGGCAGAUGCUACACCUAAGGACAGCAUCAAAGCAGAGAGAGACUCUCUUCAAAAAGAAGUGCACGCUUUAAGACACGAGGUGUCUUCCACGAAAGCCACGCUGGAUAAAGCUCAAAAAAGAAAGGAUGACUUGGAGAAGGAAAACUUCUCUUUGCGAAAGCAGUCUACAGAGCUAGAGAUGAAAGUGAAGGCGCUUGACCACGAAAACGAAGACCUUAAUCGUGAGCUAAUUAAAGACCAGAAGAGAAUAAGUGUGUUAGAGGGCGAUGUUCAUCGCCUUAACGUUGAAAAGAACACCCUCCUUGGUGAGCUGGAGAAAGCAAGAGGCGUCAUGGACAAGCAGCGAGAUGAAAACGCCAUUGUUCUAAGACAGAUCUCUGAGCUUCGGGCCAUUGUGGACAACGUCGACAAGACCAUUGAAGAAAAGAACCAGCAGAUAGAAUGGUAUCAUGCCAACAAUAAAACCCUCGAAGAAGAGGUGACGAGUCUUAAGAGAAAAGUGGCUUUAUACAGAGAAGACUACGAUAAAGCCCAGCACGAUCUAGCAGCACUAACAUUAAAGGUGCAAGAACUUGAGUCCAAAAUUGACGCUCUCAAACACAGCCUUGACCUCGCCGAGAACGAGAAGAACAAAUUGAGACAAGAGAAAGCUACACUCUUAACGUCUGUAAACGAGUAUAAGUCCAACUUUGCGAAUGCCAAAAGAGAGGUAGACAGGCUACAGAACGAGAUACUUUCAAUUAAUCGCAAGCUUUCUUAUUUUCAAGCGAGGAAUGAAACUCUAGAGGAAGAGAAGGUCCGUUUGAAGAAAGAGAUAACAGAUCUCAAGCGGGAAAAUACUGAAUUGAGAGCACGUCUCAACGCUCUCCAGGCUGACCGAGAUCGCCUGCAAAGUGACAUUACUGUUAUAAACAAGAAGUACGUCGAUAUACAAACAGUGCAAGCGGAUAAGCGAGAAAAGAAACCAACCGAUGCAAGUACACUCAAGAGACUGAAAGACUUGGAAGAAUCGUACCAGAAGAUUCUGAAUGAGAAGGAGGACACAGAGAGGAGAUACCUGGAUGGGAAGAGGAGAAUAUCCAAACUUGAGUUGGAGCAUGGAGAUUCCAGCCGAAUUAUCCAGGCGUUAGAACACGAUGUUAUGUUGAAGGUCCAAAGGAUAUCUGACCUAGAAAACAGCCUCUCGGAGCUUCACGGACGAGAUGUAGUUGACGAGGGCGAUUACAAAACUCUGCGAAAGAAGGUUGUUAGCCUAGAACAAGAGCUUCAAUCAACCAAGAACAAGGUAUUCCGGCUAGAAGCCUACAAGACAUCUUAUGAAGACAAGCUUAAGGGUCUGCAGGAGGAUUUACUCGCCAGUCAACAGAAGACAGCUCAGACGGAGACAAUGCUACAGACGAGUCAAGAUCAACUGAGCGCGCAACAGAAGGAACUGAUGGAGGCGCUAAAAAAGAUGGCUGACUGGGAGUCAGCUUACAAGUCUGCUAACAACGCCAAGAUCGAGCUGCAAAGGACCUUGCAGACUUCUCAGAGCAAAGUCGUUUCCCUGGAAGAGGAGUUGCAGAAUCAGAUGAAAGCUAACGCACAGCUCAAGGGAUCGCUGGAUCAGAUUAGAUCCAGGAAUGAUAACUUAAGGCAGGAGAUCACUGUUGUGCAAAAGAAACUAAUAGACCAGCAAAAGUUCUAUGAAGAACAAAUCCGAGAACUUGUUGAGAAGAAAGCAAUAAUUGAGAGGCUACAGGAAGAGAAUGAUUCUUUAGAAGGCGAGAAGACCGAAAUGAAGGAAGAACUCGACCGCGUUCGAACUGAACUCGACAAAGUGCUGAUGGAACAACGAGACACAAAGUUUGAGCUUCAGAAGCUGCAUAUACAGUACACUGAGCUGGAGGGUACUGUUCGGUUACUGAACGACGAAAACGAGAGGCUUAAAAUGGAACUCGCUUCAGUCCAGAGACUCUAUGAUGAGCUAAAAAUUUCCCGAGAAGAGACUAUCGCCGUCCAGAGCGUUUCUACUGUAGAGGCAGCGGUUCCGGACAUGUUCUCUGAAGAACUGAGUGCUGAGUUUGAAAGCAUCAAGGUAGAAAGAGAUACCCUCAAGCGAGAAAACAACGCAUUGCGAGAGAAAGCCUCCGGGUUGGAACAUUCUCUAGAGGAAGUCAAGCAAGAAAGACGCAAACUCCAGGACAAGGUGCUUGAGCUGCAGAAAAACCUAUCUGACAAGACACAGGAACUACAGAUCUUAACGGCCGAGCACAAGAAAGUUACUUUAGAGCUACAAGCUGCUAGGCGGCGCCUUGAAGAUCUUCAAGAAGAAGCUACAGAUUGGGGCCAAGAGAAAGACUUGUUGGUUAAAGAAGUUGAAUCUAUGCAACGAAAGCUCCAUGACCUUGUACUCGAGAGUCAGAAGGAAAAAGCCGAAGUCUCAUCUGAACAGAUAUUUUCCACCAUGGAGGCUGAUUAUAAAAAGCUACAGGAACGUGAGGGCGAGCUUCAGUUGGAACUUCUGGCCGCGUUGAAAAAGGUUUCUUCGCUCGAACAUGACUUGGAGACCGAAAAAGAAAAGAACCUGGGGCUAGAAAGUUCAAAUCAAACGCUUGAAAAUAAAGUUGGUACCCUGAAACGGGAAGUUGUUGAAUAUCAGACGAGGAUCUCCAAGUUAGAGCUGGAAUAUGAACAUAUUCAGGAACGAAAUAUGGAACUUCAGCAGCAAGUGGCUGAACUUGAAAGCCAAAUUGAUUCUGUCAAAGACUCAAGCAAGCUGUCAAACCAGGGCAGGUCCGAUUUAGAAAACGAGAUUACUUCCCUCAAGACUAAAGUAAAGAAAUUGCAGAUUCAGAUUGAGGAAGAAAAGAAGAUAAAAGAUAACCUAAGAGCCCAGCUAGAAGAUUAUAAAAACAUGGGAGACAGCCAAUCGAGGGAUUUUGCUGGCCGUGUUAACGAAUUAAGAGUGGAAAUAGAAACGUACCGCAAAGAAAUAAUCGAAAAAGAACGCGUGAUCAAAGAAAUGCAGAACAGACAGGCCGAUCUAGAAGACGACAUACAUAGAGUACGGCGAGAUCUCCAGAGUAAACAGAUAGAAUGCGAUGAUUACGUAAAGGACCUCGAGGAGAGCAACCAACAAAAGGCUGACAUGGAAAUUGAAAUCAACACGCUUCGUGGACAAUUACGAAACUUUGAAAUUCUUGUCGAGGAGCACGAGAAGGACAAGGAAGAACUUAGGCAGAACAUUAAUGAAGUUGUGGGCAAAAGUACCAAUCAAAGCAAUGACCUUAAGAAGCAGAUAAAAGACGCCACUAACCAGAUCGAAGUUUGCAAACGAGAGAUCAUUGAAAAAGAAACCAUCAUUCGAGAGCUUAAAGAACGUGUUUCUCAGGUGGAGCAUGAUCUCCACAUCACUAAGACGGAGUUAGAAGCCAAAGAGAAUGACUGUGAGGAUUACAUCAAAGAUUUAGAGGACACCAGAAAGGAAAAGUCUGACAUGGAGGUGGAACUGCUAGCACUAAGAAGCAAAGUUACUAAGUUAACUGUGCUGAUCGAUACCGAGAAAUCCGAAAAGGCUCAACUUCAAGCACAGCUGGUGGACACUAGGAACCGCGGAGACGAAGAGUCAUCUGGUUAUGCGAAAUUCGUGUCUGAGCUGCAAACGAAGCUUGAAAACGCUAAGAGAGACAUCAGCGUUAAGGAAGACGAAAUUGAGCACUUGAAGUAUGAGCUUGAAGUCACAAGAAGAGAUCUUCUUUCAAAGGACGGAGAGUUCAAGAUGUCUUUGGAAAAAAUCGAGCAGAUUACCAAAGACAAAUCAGAAUUGACUGUUGAAAUAAUGUCGCUUCGGGAAAAAGUGAUUAUUCUUGAAGGCGACGUGCGGAAAGAACGAGUCGGUAAAGAAGGCCUCGAGAGGCAACUCGUGGAAUCCACUGCGAAAGGGGAGACUGAUGCUCAGGUCAUGAGUGAACAGAUUGUAGAAAUACAGACGAGAGUCGAGAGCUACAAGAAAGAAAUUAUUGAAAAAGAGACUAUAAUAGAAAAGUUGCGAUUCCAAACAACUUCCUUUGAGCAAGAGGUCGACCGUCUGAAGAGAGAUUUGUCCUCCAAGAAAAACGAAUGUGGGAGGUAUAAGCAGGACAUUGAAAGGCUUAAGCACGAUAAGGCAGACCAAGAAAUGGAGAUUAAUACGCUUCGCAAUACCAUCAACAAACUAGAGAUUCAAUUAACGGAACUUCGGACAGACAAAGAUAUAGCGGUAGCGCAAACCGAUGAACUGAAAAGUAAAGGUGAAAGCGAGGCGAGCUUAAUGCACGAACAAAUUAUCGAGAUUCAAACUCGCAUCGAGGAGUACAAGACAGAGAUAAUAGAGAAAGAAACGGUCAUUGAAAAGCUUCGUGUGCAGAUCUCAAACAACGAUGGCGAAAUCGAUAAGUUGAGGCGAGAACUGGAUACAAAGGAGGUGGAAUGUGAAGGUUAUAUCCGGGAAAUUGAGAAGCUUAAUCAAGAGAAUUACGAUCUCGAAUCCCAGCUCUCCACGAUUCGCACCAAGUUCGAAGUGUUGACGAAGCAGAUGAGCGAGGCAAGAACAGAGAAGAGUAUGACGGAGAGUGAGACAACGGUGCUGCUUGAGAAGAUUACAGAGAUCGAGAGCAGAAUAGAAGUGUACAAAACGGAGAUCAUCGAGAAAGAAACUUUGAUUGAACGACUGCGGAUCCUAAACAGUUCUAAUGAGCAGGAUUUGGAAAGGCUCAAGCGAGAGCUCAGCAACAAACAAGUGGAAUGCGAUGGCUACAUAAGCGAGAUUCAGGUACUGAAUCAGAAACUAGCGGAAUUAGACAUCGAGCUUAACCACAGAAACAGCCGAGUACUGAAGCUUGAGGGAUUCUUGGAAGACGAGAGAAAGGACAGGGACGUGCAAAUAAAGAAUGUGAGAUCGUCAUUUGAGACUGACGUGACUUAUUUGAAACGUGAGCUGGAGUCCAAAAUAUUGGAAUGUAAUGGCUACAUCAAAGAAAUCGAAGAGUUGAACCAGGAGAUUUUCCGGCUGAAGGGAAUGAUGAGACCAGAGCAAGAGGUUGAUGCGCAUUACACCACGUCUUACAUUAUGCCACCAAAAGGUGUUACAGUUACCAGGGAAGUCGUUGUGCCCCAGCAGUCGGCGACCACAGAGUCCGCACAAUCUUCAACGUUCGGUCACACCGAAUUCAUGGUUGACGUUAAAGAGAAGGCGGUACCUUUGGAGGUAUCCAGCUAUCAAAUGAACCCGAAAAGAAUGGUCAAAGUAAAAAGUCCUUUCGAAACGCGUGCAAAUCAGACAAGCACGGGUAGCAGUUCAAGCAUGGGUAGCACUACCACCAGCACCACAAAGAUAACCAGAAUUCAGACAGGCAUGACUCCAAUCCAGCGUUACCAGGUUGAUGAAGAUUCAGACAAGCCAGCCAUCACAGUCGUAAGUAAUAACGGGGCCUCUGAUAACACUCCACCCAGCAGCCCUUUUAAAAUAAGACACUUGGAAUCCAGUUCCAGUCCUAAGCUAAACGUGUCGUUCGACCCCGCAUACCAAUCCAUUACGCCCACAACGUUAAAUGCUACAGACACUAGAAGUCAUACGUCAACAUUCAGCAGCAGUACUGUCAUGACUAAAAUCACCCAAUUGCAGACCAGUGCCUUGUACGCCCCCUCGUCCGGCUCGGAGAACCCCCAGGGUUCUUUAGAAUUUCGAGUCGUUUCCCCUAUAAACGGAAUCGAGGCAUCCCCUGAGAAGCUAGAAGAAAAAAGUCAAAAUGUCAUUUCGCAGGUCGAAGGAUCUUCCGGUCCAAUUCGUGUGAGAGUGGAGGCGGAGGAGAAGUUAGAAUUUGAACCCAUGCAGGUCACUACUGAAGUGAAACCACUGCAGACCACUUCUUCAAGAUUCCAAACGUUCAAGACCCACUACACUACAAGCGGGGAGGGAGGCGAUAGCUCCUCUCAGGGGAGAACAAAUGAAACUGUCACACGCACGAAAAAGGUACAAGAGAUUAAAGAGCAGCGUGUUGAGUUCAAACGAGGCAGCAGUGGCAGCAGUCGUUCGAAGGAUUCCAGCAAAACGUCGACGCUGUAA